UCCGGGUGCGCUAGGACUGGGUUCCCCGUGCAUGAAGCACCGACACUGUGCUGGUGUCUCCAGAGUGUUCGCGUUGCACCUCCAGCUCGGCCAGGUCGCUGUGAUCCCAGCUGUGCAGACAAGGAGCCCACCAUUUGUGACAGGCUCGACUCUGCAAAAGUCUCUGUCCUUCCGUCUCGAAGCCCUGUGCUCCAAACACACUUCCUCCUUCUGGAACCUGGAGCCGUGCAAGGGUCUGCCGCCUGCAGAGGCCCUGGUGCUUUCCUGUGCGCAGCGUCCGCCUCACUGCGGGAUCUGAGGCCUGGUCCCGCGCGCAGGUCGGGCUGUGGACUCGCCUCUACCCUGCCAGACUCUCGAGCCCACCUUUGGCUCCCGCGCGGCUCAGAGAGGGUAUCCGGCCACCCCCGGCCCCAGGCUGAGCGGACCUUGGCCCUUCCUCUGGCCUGGGCUCCGGAGGGACCCAGAUGUUCUCCCUCCCUCAGAAGGAAUCCGGGACGCCUACCGCCCUUGUGGACCCAACCUCCACACAGGGCCUGGACAGUAACUAUGGGGAUGUCCUGGGAAGAGAAUGUGCCAGAAAACCAGACCAGAAGCUGCCGAAGCUCUAUGGAGUGGGUGAUCCCACCGCCAUGUUCUCCUCUGAGAGCUCCCACCUGUCCUCAAGAGGAAGAAUCAUUAAAUGGUUUUGGGACUCGGCUGAGGAGGGUUACAGGACCUACCACAUGGAUGAGUAUCAUGAGGAUAAGAACCCCAAUGGCAUCAUUAACUUGGGCACCAGUGAGAACAAGCUCUGCUUUGACCUGCUGUCCAGGCGGCUGAGUCAGGAUGACAUGCUGCAGGUGGAGCCAUCACUGCUGCAGUACCCUGACUGGAGGGGACAUCUAUUCCUCCGGGAGGAAGUGGCCAGGUUCUUGUCUUUCUACUGCAAGAGCCCCACACCCCUUAACCCGGAGAAUGUGGUGGUUCUGAAUGGCUGUGCCUCCCUCUUCUCUGCCCUGGCCACGGUGCUGUGUGAGGUGGGGGAGGCUUUCCUGAUCCCUGCCCCUUACUAUGGAGCCAUCACGCAGCACGUGUAUCUCUAUGGCAACGUCCGACUGGUCUGUGUCUAUCUGGACAGUGAGGUCACUGACCUGGACACUCGCCCCUUCCAGCUCACAGUGGAGAAGCUGGAGAUGGCCCUGCAAGGAGCUAAUUCUGAGGGUGUGAGGGUCAAAGGCCUCAUCCUCAUCAAUCCCCAGAAUCCUCUGGGUGACAUCUAUUCCCCAGAAGAGCUGCAGGAGUACCUGGAAUUUGCUAAGAGGCAUGAGCUGCACGUGAUGGUGGACGAGGUCUACAUGCUGUCUGUGUUUGAGGAGUUGGUUGGUUACCGCAGUGUCCUAAGCCUGGAGAGGUUGCCUGACCCCCAGAGGACCCACGUGAUGUGGGCCACCAGCAAGGACUUUGGGAUGUCUGGGCUCCGCUUCGGCACACUGUACACAGAAAACCGGGACGUGGCCACUGCAGUGGCCUCCCUCUGCCGCUAUCAUGGUCUCAGUGGCUUGGUCCAGUACCAGAUGGCACAGCUGCUCCAGGAUCGCGACUGGAUCAGCCAGGUAUACUUGCCGGAGAACCACGCCCGGCUCAAGGCUGCCCACACCUAUGUCUCCGGAGAGCUCCAGGCCCUGGGGAUCCCCUUUCUGAGUCGUGGGGCAGGCUUCUUCAUCUGGGUUGACUUGAGGAAGUACCUGCCCGAGGCCACCUUUGAGGAGGAAACGCUGCUUUGGCGCUGCUUUUUGGACAACAAGGUGCUACUGUCCUUCGGCAAAGCCUUCGAGUGUAAAGAGCCUGGGUGGUUCCGCCUGGUCUUCUCAGACGAGGCCCAGCGGCUUCGCCUGGGGAUGCAGAGAGUCCGGCAGGUGCUUGAGGGCAAAUCCCAGAUGGCAGAAGACCCCCCUUCCUGUCAGACCCAGGAGCCAAGGGGCCAGCACAGGUGAGCUGGUCAUUGCCCCAUGGCCCUAUGGCCACGGGGCUUGGCAGCCCCUGCUGACUUGGGUCUUCAGGGCUUCGAAGAUGGCUGUGGAUAAGCCAUUUGCCAAGAAGAUAGCCUUGCCCCUGAAGAAGAAUUGUUCCUUGCCUCUCUUGGUGGCAGCGGGAGACUCCUUACGUUGUGGUUCAACCUGGCCCACCAUCCCCAACCCCACCCCCACCCUCCAUUAAAUAAA
This is a messenger RNA of Hipposideros armiger (great roundleaf bat), 2201 nucleotides long. It is a transcript of the gene ACCS, whose product is annotated as 1-aminocyclopropane-1-carboxylate synthase homolog (inactive). Bases 465 to 1973 code for a protein of 502 amino acids. The record is from RefSeq and is a predicted model, not a curated record. The transcript is spliced from 15 exons. Lineage: Eukaryota; Metazoa; Chordata; Mammalia; Chiroptera; Hipposideridae. Gene Ontology annotation, biological process: biosynthetic process; amino acid metabolic process. Gene Ontology annotation, molecular function: pyridoxal phosphate binding; transaminase activity.